CGUGCUUCUCUUCUCAACAACGCUGCUGCCUUCGCUGCUCCGACCAUCACCAAGCGCCUUGCUGCUCUGCCAUCCAGUGCCGCUGCUCCUCCGCCAUCCGCUUGCCCGCACUCUUGCUUCAACUUCUGCUUCUGCUUCUGCUUCUGCUUCUGCUCCUCCUGCACUUGCCUGUGCUGCUGCCGUGCUUGCUUGCGUUGACCAUCAGCAACCUCGUCCGUUUCAUCAUCGCCAUUCCUCGUUCAGUGGCUUGGCUGGAGCAAGUACACGUGCGCCCAAGCUCACAUCCACUGCUGCUGCUACGACAGCUCAUCUGCUGCGUCAGAACGACCAACGAACACCACUCGCAUUCGCGAACUCACGAUCAGCGUCAAUCCACUCAUCCACGAGGAGCUGCUCUUCCACCGAAGCCAAGACAAUGGAACAACCCAGCGCUCCAUCUCAAGCGCAGGCUCAACCGUCAGACACUGCCGUGCUGCCACGCCAGCGCAUCGAGCCUCCCCGCCCGGAACCAGUCAUCCCGAUGGACCCAGAGUGGCUCGCAUCGCUCCAGGUCAUGCAGCCGCUGUAUGGCAAGAACCUGCGCCCGCCGUCUGCCGUGCGCGGACUCGUCUCUCUCGACAACCCCGAGGCACUCGCCAAGUUCAAUGUGACACUCAAGGUGUUUGCCGUGGUGCUGCCCGCGGCCGAAGUGAGCACCUACUUUGCGCGCCUUGGCAAACUGCACCUCAACUUUCCCAAACGGCGAAACGCCCUCCCGUUUCCCGGUGAUCCGCAGCGUCGAAUGAUUAUUCUGUUCUACGCAGCACCUCAGGACACUCCGCUUGUGGGCGAGAUCCCUACUCCGGCGGACGAGUUUAUUCCUCAGCUGCCUGCUGGCGAGAUGGCCGACAGCAUGCGCGAUCUCGGCGCCAGCGCCAAUCUUGUCGUGUUUGGUGUCCAGUAUACUGUCGACUCGUGGAAUCUCGAGGAAAUCCUGACUGCAGUUCUCCCCGUGGACCCGCCUGCAUCGUUUGAGCAGGUCGGCCAUGUCGCACAUUACAACUUGCGAGACGAGCACCUGCCAUACAAGACUGUGGUUGGUCAGGCGACCAUGCUCAAGUUCCCCCGGUUGCGCACUAUUGUCAACAAAACCCACAACAUUGACAACACCUUCCGCUUCUUCCAGAUGGAGCUGCUUGCUGGCGACAAUGAUUUCAACGUCGAGGUCAAGGAGAGCGGCUGCAUCUUCCGCUUUGACUUUUCCCGCGUGUAUUUUAACUCGCGUCUGCAGCAGGAACACUGGCGCAUCAUCCAGGGCUGCCCGGCGCCGAACGUGGCGUGCGACAUGAUGGCCGGCGUUGGCCCGUUUGCCAUCCCGAUUGCCAAGCAAAAGUGUGUCGUGUACGCAAACGAUCUCAACCCUGUGGCCUUCGAGAGCCUGUUGGUCAACGCCAAGGCCAACAAGGUUGCUCAUCUCGUACAUGCCAGCAAUCAAGAUGGCCGCAAGUUUGUGCGCGAUUUGGCAGUCCGCAUUCUAGCCUCGCAUCUUUCUGGCAAGCCAAAUCCUCUGCCGGCAUUCACGCAGGUCAUGAUGAAUCUUCCAGCCAUUGCGGUGGAGUUUCUCGACAGCUUUAUGGGGAUUUUCGGCGAGGAAGCCGAGGCAGAGGCGCGUGCGCAGCAGCCAACGUCCACGCUCGCUCUCGGGUUCCGCGACGUGUUCAAGGUGUUGCCAGUCAUCCACGUGUACAUGUUCACCAACGCUGAAAACAUGGCAGCCGAUGCCAUCGCACGAACCAGCAAGCACCUGCGCUUCCCGGUCGACGACCACCUGGUCAAGGUUCACGACGUGCGUGAUGUUGCGCCCAAGAAGCACAUGUUUUGUGUUUCGUUCCGUCUGCCGGAGCAAGUCGCCUACGCCAAUGCGACCGAGGCGGCAUCUCUGAGCGCAGUGGCGCAAAAGCGGAAUCACCAAGAGUCUGCUGCAACCGAUGCGGAUGUUGUUGCGAGCAGCAAUGCUGAGGACGAUGCGCAAAACAAGCGUGCACGUCUGGACGACGAGCAAGCUUGAAACGGGGUGCAAGGUGGUGCACGCAUUGUGAUUUCGAUCUGGUGUUCGCGUUCUCUUUUGGCUGCUCUCUGCGUUUUGUUGUUUUUCGUUUGUUUUGAGAAUCAAGGCCUUUUCCAAUCUUGC
This is a messenger RNA of Capsaspora owczarzaki ATCC 30864, 2170 nucleotides long. Its product is annotated as tRNA methyltransferase Trm5. Gene Ontology annotation, biological process: mitochondrial tRNA methylation; tRNA N1-guanine methylation. The record is from RefSeq and is a predicted model, not a curated record. Gene Ontology annotation, cellular component: cytoplasm; mitochondrial matrix. The transcript has a single exon. Bases 416 to 2047 code for a protein of 543 amino acids. NCBI's taxonomy places the organism in Eukaryota, Filasterea, Ministeriida, Capsasporidae.